Molecule: messenger RNA, 19923 nt
Organism: Coregonus sp. 'balchen'
Lineage: Eukaryota; Metazoa; Chordata; Actinopteri; Salmoniformes; Salmonidae
Source: the annotation of a GenBank genome assembly
AUGACGGCCAACUUCCCCGCCAACGUCACAGCUUUUCCCUUUCCCAAGUCCUCCCACUCACUCAUCGCCACAGAGACUACCUUCAAGAACUUCUUGACCGCAAUAACCUCUGACCCCAGGGAACACUGUCAACUUGAUGACAGCUCCCUCCAGACCCCUCUAGCAGUCCUCUACUCUGUCCUCUUCGUCUUGGGCCUGGCCGGCAACAUACUGGCUCUCUGGGUCUUUCUGUACGUCCACUCCAAGAAGAACUCUAUCCGAGUGUUCCUCAUCAACGUAGCGUUAGCCGACCUGCUACUGGUCGCCUGUCUCCCAUUCAGAGUGCUCUACCACAGUAAAGGGAACCACUGGGAUAUGGGCCCCACACUCUGUAAGGUCGUGGGAAACCUAUUUUAUAUGAACAUGUACAUCAGUAUCACCUUAUUAGGGUUGAUCAGUGUGGAUCGCUAUCUGAAGAUCCAACGUGGCGCUGGGGAGCAGUAUCGCCUCCAGGACACCAGAUGGAGUUCCGCCGUCUGUGGGACCAUCUGGAUCCUGGCCCUCGCCUCAGUCAUACCCAUGAUCCUCCUCUCCGAGGGCAACGAGGAGUCGAACAAGUGGGUUUUAUUUUUGAAUUUAAAAAAAUGUAAACAUCUGUUGAGGAGAACUUUGUUGAUAUGCUUUAUUUGAGUAGGGUCCAACAUUUUGAACAAUUAUACUAAUAGUAACUUUAUUUUCUCCCAAUCCCCCAGGUGUUUCCAGUAUAAACAGAGAAAGCGUGUGAAGGGGAAGGCCUAUUUCAACCUCUUCCUGGUUGCCAUGUUCUGGUUCGUGUUCGUCUGCCUCGUGGUGUCUUAUGGGAAAAUCGCACUCAAGCUGCUGAGGAUGUCGAGAGAGAAACCGGACCUCCCCAACGCGACCCACUACAACCGUAUCGCCAGGAAGUCCUUCUUCGUCCUCUUCCUGUUUACCAUCUGCUUCGUCCCCUAUCACAUGGUCCGGGUGUUCUACGUAGUCUCCCAGAUCAGCAAAACUUCCUGCUACUGGACGGGCAUGGUAGACCAAGCCAACGAAGUGGUGUUGCUACUCUCUGCCCUCAACAGUUGCCUGGACCCCGUGAUGUACUUCCAGUUGUCGGCGUCUGUGAGGAAAGAGACACUCCGAUUGGUCAAUAACAUGUUCCAACAGAGGGACUCAGGUGGCAGUGGGAGUGGAUCCAGUGUGGAUUGUGGGAGAAGCCUUGGGGAGCAGCCAACCGUUAGUUUACUCAGUAAUCUAAGAACAAAUAUAACUGUCCAGCCCUCCCUCCUUCAGAUAUAAAUAAGAUGAAGUUGUCACUAGACACUGAUCUGAGGUCAGUUUUGCUUUUUACUCCCUAAUGGUUAAGGUUUGGAUGUGGGGAGUGGAAGAUAUGAGUGAAAGAAGCAAGGAUGGUGGCCACUUCUGUGCCAACCGUGUUGGGCCACAAAAUAGCAGCAAAGUCCACCCUCCGUCAGGUAUCAGGACUAGCCAGCAUAAGCCAUUUCGUGCCAAGAACAAUUUGAAGAGCCACAGUCCUGGAGAGCAUCAACACGACUCCAUGGAAUUGGGGUGUGGUUGACAUUUUUAUGUUGGUGCUUUUCUAUCUACCAAUUUCAAUGAUUAAUUAAUUAUGCUAAAUCAUGCAAAUAUAACUUGUCUGUGUAUAGCCGUUUAUAAAAGACAACCGCUGGGCCGGCCCGAGCAGAGCUUCUGACAGACGUUCACUAUGGUGCAUUAAGUUUGUUGGAACCUCUCCAGCGCGCUUUGGUAAACAACUCCAGUGUAGAUUUGCUCUUGUGUUUUAAGUUAUUGUCCUGCUGAAAGGUGAAUUAAUCUCCCAGUGUCUGGUGGAAAGCAAACUGAACCAGGUUUUCCUCUAGGAUUUUGCCUGUGCUUAGCUCCAUUCUGUAUAUUUUUUUAUCCUGAAAAACUCCCCAGUCCUUAACGAUUACAAGCAUACCCAUAACAUGAUGCAGCCACCACUAUGCUUGAAAAUAUGGAGAGUGGUACUCAGUAAUGUGUUGUAUUGGAUUUGCCCCAAACAUAACACUUUGUAUUCAGGACAAAAAGUGAACUGCUUUGCCACAUUUUUUGCAUUAUUACUUUAGUGCUCUGUUGCAAACUGUAAACAGGAUGCAUGUUUUGGAAUAUUUUGUACAGACUUCCUUUUUUUCCACUCUGUCAAUUAGGUUACUAUUGUGGAGUAACUACAAUGUUGUUGAUCCAUCCUCAGUUUUCACCUAUCUACCAAUUUCUGUUCAAUGUUUGUGCUUUUCUAUAAACCAAUUUCUGUGUUCAUGCAAGUGACUGACUGAACAAAUCCUCUAUCAGUAGCUGCAAUUUGGGAGUAUGCCCAGACCUUGUUUUGAAAACGAAAGAUAUCUCAAUUUCAAGGUCUCAGCUUGGACAGAAGAAGCCUCGUGAGGUAUUGGUCUGUCACAUGUUAUGAACCGGUUUUGGUCGGUCACAUUGAAUGAAACAAAACGGUAAUGAUUCAUUAAUUAUGCUAAAUCAUGCAAAUAUAACUUGUCUGUGUAUAGCCGUUUAUAAAAGACAACCGCUGGGACGGCCCGAGCAGAGCUUCUGACAGACGUUCACUAUGGUGCAUUAAGUUUGUUGGAACUUCUCCAGCGCGCUGACAGUUUUUGCAGGGGAUAUGUCAUGCUAAAAGGACUGCACAGACAUUGAGGACCAUACAGACACCACAGUGAUAUUACUGAGAGUAUACUGGGACUUUUAUAAAUGAGGAAAUUGAAUCAUUCGGUCAUGACAUGCUGGUGGAAAACAAAAGAAAGACAAUACCCAAUCUCACUUAUAAAAGCCAUGAAGGCACGCUAUGCUAAAAGAAAGCGUGGGACUGUGAUGACAAAACAUUAGAUUAAUUAUUACCAUUCAUUGUGAAUAGGCUACUGAAUGGUUGUUGAGUGGUUUUGUAACUGCUUUUUGCCUGUUUCAAUGUUUCAUAUAUUGCCUGUAAUAGAGACAUUUUGAGACAUUAAAAGGUUGGAAACUAUAUUGAAUAAUUAACAUGAAAAAAUGAAUAAAUUGAACAAUGUAAUGAAAAGGGCAUUGUUUUUAUACUACUGGUAUACUGUUCAUAUUGCAACAUUAGGCCUUGGUUGGCCCUCAGUAAAAACCAAAGCAUUGAUUUGUCAUAAAUACUCAUAUGAAUGCAUUCAUAAAGACUUGUUACAUCUGAAAAUGCAAAUGAUAGACUACAACAAGUAGACACUCUAGUCUAGCCCAAAGUGCUGAAUAGCAAAAUCCCAAGCUCAGGCAGGUCUAGCAUGGACAGGGAAGAGUACAACAGCUUCUGUAUGGGCCACUACAGAGCACCCUCCACUUGACACAUUUUAUUAUACUUUAAAGUGGAGUGUGUAGCACUGGAAUUAGCAAAGAUGGUAACCAUGGCACCAAGAUAAGAGUGAGAUCAUUUGGAGCAUGAUUCAAAGUAACACAGUAUGUGUUCUUUGCCCACAGUAACACAGGAUGCAUGAAAUACAGAGAGAGAGAGAGAGAGAGAGAGAGAGAGAGAGAGAGAGAGAGAGAGAGAGAGAGAGAGAGAGAGAGAGACAAAGAGAGAGAGACACAGAGACAGAGACAGAGAGAGAGAGAGAGAUAGAGAUAGAGAGAGAGAGAGAGAGAGAGAGAGAGAGAGAGAGAGACUGUGGGCUGGGAGUCUGAGUUAGAUGAGAACGUGGGAGGUAGUAACAAGAAAUUAGAUAAGCAUCCAGAAACACUUCAUUUAUGUCUGAUGCUAGUUAAAGAUGGAUCUAACAACAGAUAAUACACAACAUAUUUCAAUAUAUCUAUCUGUUCAUAGGCUCAGUGGAACCAGCAAUCAUCCACACAGGUAAGAUUUCUACAGUGCCUUCAGAAAGUAUUCAUACCCCUCGAUUUAUUCAACAUUUGGUUGUGUUACAGCCUGAAUUCAAAAUUGAUUAAAUUGAUUUGUUUUCUCACCCAUCUACACACAAUACCCCAUCCCAUAAUGACAAAGUGAAAAUGUGUUUUUAUACAUUUUUGCAAAUGUAUUGAAAAUUAAAUACAGAAAUAUCUAAUUUACAUAAGUAUUCACAUCCAGAUCUUCCAGAUAACAUCCCUGAGUCAUACUUUGUAAAAGCACCUUGGGCAGAGAAUACAGCUGUGAUUCUUUCUGGGUUGUUCUCUAAGAGCUUUCCACACCUGGAUUGUGCAACAUUUGCCCACUAUUAUUUUCAAAACUCUUCAAGCUCUGUCAAAUUGGUUGUUGAUCAUUGCUAGACAACCAUUUCUAGGUCUUGCCAUAAAUGUUCUGGUAGAUUUAAGUCAAAACUGUAACUCGGCCACUCAGAAACAUUCACUGUCGUUUUGGUAAACAACUCCAGUGUAGAUUUGGCCUUAUGUUUUAAGUUAUUGUCCUGCUGAAAGGUGAAUUAAUCUCCCAGUGUCUGGUGGAAAGCAAACUGAACCAGGUUUUCCUCUAGGAUUUUGCCUGUGCUUAGCUCCAUUCUGUAUAUUUUUUUAUCCUGAAAAACUCCCCAGUCCUUAACGAUUACAAGCAUACCCAUAACAUGAUGCAGCCACCACUAUGCUUGAAAAUAUGGAGAGUGGUACUCAGUAAUGUGUUGUAUUGGAUUUGCCCCAAACAUAACACUUUGUAUUCAGGACAAAAAGUGAACUGCUUCGCCACAUUUUUUGCAUUAUUACUUUAGUGCUCUGUUGCAAACUGUAAACAGGAUGCAUGUUUUGGAAUAUUUUGUACAGGCUUCCUUUUUUUCACUCUGUCAAUUAGGUUACUAUUGUGGAGUAACUACAAUGUUGUUGAUCCAUCCUCAGUUUUCACCUAUCACAGCCAUUAAACUCUGUUUUAAAUCCCUGCCGUGUAAUUAAUAACUUCACCAUGCUCAAAGGGAUAUUCUGUGUCUUUUUUUAUUUUUACCCAUCUACCAAUAGGUGCGCUUCUUUGCGAGGCUAUGGAAAACCUCCCUGGUCUUUGUGGUUGAAUCUGUGUUUGAAAUUCCCUGUUUGACUGAGGGGCCUUCCAGAUAAUUCUAUGUGUGGGUUACAGAGAUGAGGUAGUCAUUCAAAAAUCACGUUAAACACUAUUAUUGCACACAGAGUGAGUUCAUGCAAUUUAUUAUGUGACUUGUUAAGCACAUUUUUACUGCUGAACUUAUUUAGGCUUGCCAUAACAAAGGGGUUGAAUACUUAUUGACUCAAGACAUUUCAGCUUUUCAUUGUUUAUUAAUUUGAAAGUAUGGGUAUUUUGUGCAGGCCAGUGACAAAAUAAUCCUGCCAUCAAUAUUUUCCAAGCUAUGAUACUUUUGAUGCUGAUAUUUCUGUGUGAUCUUACAAAACUAUGAAAUGUGAGAAUUGUAAUUUUUUUGUGUUGUUGUUUGUCCAUAAAAAUACAGAGUUCCCCAUGUGGAAGUUAUCUAGUGUGAUAUUGUACUGGAUGCAUUGUUUACUGUAUAUCUGCUUCCUUUAUUCCUCGAUAUUAUUAGAUGAAUGAUAAUUCCAAUGCAACCCAUCAUGGGUGUAUUCACCAGAUCUUAAUAAUAAUUAGAGAAAUGAAUUUGAACUCUAACUGGCUUUCGUUUGUAUGUUUUUGUGGCUUCAUAUCAUAGAAAAUGUGACGGGAGAUGGGGGCAUGCACGCACACGCACAUACUACUGUUUAUGCCCCCAUCUCCCGUCGCUCAUUCCCUUCGCUCUCUCUCCUCUCCCUCCAACUCCAUCCUCUCCUCUCUCCCAAAUCCUCCUCCUCCCUUCCUCUCUCUCCUCUUUCAGACAGUGUUGGCUAUACCCUGACCCCUUCGACACACAAGUCAAACCCUGGCUUUACCUGGCCAUGUCACUCCUGGGUUUCCUAGCCAACGGCCUGACCCUGCGUGAAUUAUGGAGGUCGGGGAGGACCCCUACCGUCAUCCUGACCCUCAACAUGGUGACCUCUGACCUCUUGCUGUGCACCAGCUUACUGUUCCAAGUGGUAUACUACCUGAGGGGUCACAUCUGGUCUGGAGAGGACAGGGUGUGUAAGGCUGCCAUUCUAACCACGAUAACUGUCUUCUACAUCAACCUCUACUGUAACAUUCUCUGGACCAGUGUGACGCGCUACGCCACCGUGGUAUGGAUGCCUACAACAACAAGUGUUCAAAGUUAAAUUGAUUGAUUUUGAAUGAGGUUGUUUUAAUUGACCUUUUAAUUUUAUAAAUAAAUGUUUUUAUAAUAAGUUACUCAAUUAUUCACUCAAUUUUGCUCUCAAAUCUGUCCCUGGUUGUAGGUGCGGCCUCGCCCCGCCCUCCUCGCGCCCCUCACUAGGCCCAGAGGAUGCUGGGUACUCUGCCUCGUCACUUGGGUAACUGUGGUAACGGUGGUGAGUGCCAGUGUGGUACUUUGGUUCGGAGGAGGAAAAGGAAGAGGAGAAGGAGACAGCUGCUUUGACAUGUUGGAGAAUCACCACAGAAAAGAGUUCAACAACCAACACUGCCUGGGGGUGGUGCUGUUUUUUUGUGAUUCUCACCUUUAUUCUGGUCAGCUACUGGGGACUAGUGUUGCAUCUGCAGAGGAUCAGGGGGGCCAGCAACAAACACACCAGUGAAGGAGGGGUAAGGGAGGGGCGGGGGGUGACGGAGGGGAUGAGUUGCGGGCAGAGGGAGGGCAUGGGGGAGAACAGACGGGGUAUAGACUUGGGGGUGCGUUCAGGGCAGGAGAAAGGCAGGGGGUGAAGGGUGGUAGCCUGAGGGUACGAAGGAAGAUCCUGGCAGCGGUUGUCAUGUUUGUGGUGUGUUUCCUUCCCUACCAUGUCCAGCGUGCAGUGACCGUGCUCUCACCACACGGGGCGACUGUGAGAAGGUGAGAACACGACGGAAGGUGUCAAACGCAACCAUAACCAGAGCAGCGCUGAGCUGCGUUGUACAUCCCUUACUCCAUCUGGCCCUGCGCCACCUGCCCUGCUGCAGAAGACGACAAUAAGAGAUGCAUGCAUAGACACACAGACAGACAGACACACAGACACACCCACAGCUGUGGGCAACUGUAAGAGGCUGUGGACCACAACUUCUCCCUCUGCUCUCAGUACUGCCUCUCACUGAUAUAGCACAAACACAGCUGAUAAUAGUUGUCACAUCGAACAAACCACAUUAGAAUGUAACACUGAUCAUCUACCAGUAAAUACAUUUAACACAAUACGCUUUAUUUUCUCUUCAGCUACAUGAGUGUUUCUCAGCAGAAGUCAGUGGGUGAGCAUUUAGCUUGUAAAGUGGUCAACCAAUGCAUGCAUGCAAACAGACACACACACAAAGACCUGCACAUAGACACAGAAAUGCACGCACACGCACACACACACAGCAAAGUAGCACCCCCCCCCAACCCACCCACCAGGGAAGGGUAAAUAGAACCUCUAUGAGGAGUAGGCCACUACAGAGCGCCCUCCUCUGGACGCAUAUGAUAUUACUCUGAAUGGUUGAGCGGCAUUGGCAUCAGCAAAUAUGGUAAAUUAAGCACUGAGUCGAGAUAACAGUGAGACAAUAUGGAGCAAGAUUCAAAGCCUUUGCCCACAAUAACACCAUCUUUGCCAGCAGCAUAUCACCCUGCAUCCCACUGCUGGCUUGCCUCUGAAGCUAAGCAGGGUCGGUCCUAGUCGGUCCCUGGAUGGGAGGCCAGAUGCUGCUGGAAGUGGGGAUGGAGGGUCAGUACGAGGCAGUCUUCCCUCUGGUUUUAAGAUCAAAAUCCCAAUGCCCCAGGGCAGUGAUGGGGACAUUGCCUUGUUUAGGAUGCCGUCUUUCGGAUGGGACGUUAAACGGGUGUCCUGACUCUCUGUGGUCACUAAAAAUCCCAUGGCACUUAUCGUAAGAGUAGGGGUCUUAACCCUGGUGUCCUGGUUAAAUUCCCAUCAUGGCCACCUAAUCAUCUCCCUCAUUCCUAAUUGGCAUAUCACUCCUAACCUCUCCACAAGAUGUGUUUAGCCCCUCGUGAAGCUCAGUUGGUAGAGCAUGGCGUUUGCAACGCCAGGGUUGUGGGUUCGAUUCCCACGGGGGGGGGGGGGGCAGUAUGAAAAUGUAUGCACUCACUAACUGUAAGUCGCUCUGGAUAAGAGCGUCUGCUAAAUGACUAAAAUGAAAAUGAAAAUGAGUGCGCAGGCACAAAAUGGUUGCCAUGCAUCACCCAACACUGGGUUAAAAAACACUCGAUUUGGGUAAAUAUUGGACAAAACACGAUGGGCUAUUUUGACACAGCAGUUGGGUCACUUAAAGGGAUACUUCUGGAUUUUGGCAAUUUGGCAACUUUAUCUACUUUCCCAGAGUCAAACGAAGUUGUGGAUACCAUUUUUUAUGUCUCUGUGUCCAGUAUGAAGGAAGAUAGAGGUAGUUUCGCGAGCCAAUGCUAACUAGUGUUAGCACAAUGACUGGAAGUCUAUGGGUAUGUGCUAGCAUGCUAGUAGAUACCCAUUGACUUCUAAUCCUUGUGCUAACACUAGUAUUGUCAUUGGCCUUGUUUUGGGGUGGAGCUCAUUGGAAUAAUACUCUGCAUGCUUUGCAAUUGUUAAAUUUUACAUACACAUUUAGUUAAUUUAGCAGACAAUUAUCACACCAUAGUACCAUCAGACUUUUGAUACCAAUGUAGUGGAAGGGGGCCACAAAAUUGUUAACCGCUAUAAAGAAAUGGUAUAGAAAAGUAUUUCAUAUUUUGAAAAUAUACAUUACGGCUUUCGAAAGUAUCUUGUUACAAAAUACAUUGGGGUGUAGUUCAGCGCAGUGUAAUAAAAAAUAGAAGUAAUUAAAAUAUGUAUUUCAAAUACAUGUAACAGAAAUACUGUCCAUCUGGUCAUAGCUCAAUAACCCAACUAAGUGAUCCAACUGCUGGGUCAAAAAUAACCCAACGUGUGCACUGUCCACUAUUUACCCAGCGCUGGGUUGCUUUUUAACUCAGCAUUUUUUUGAGUGUAGUGGGUGCUACACAUUGGUGGUGGAUGAGGUGAGUUUUCUCCCCUUACAGCGCUUUGAGCAUCUGGAAUGGCACUAUAUAAAUGCAAUCAAUUAUUAUUAUUAUCAACACAGGAUGCGUGAGAGUGAGAAAGAGUCCCACUGAGUGAGGCCUGCGAUAGAAAGGUCGUAACAGUCGGAGAGAUACACAGCCAGAGAGGUAGACAAAGUUAAAAGGAAAUGUUCAUGUCUGAUGCUAGUCAAAGAUUAAUAUAGCAACAGAUGAUAUACAACAAAUGUCUUCAGUCAACCUAUCUGUUCACUGGCUCAAUGCAACCAGCAACAAUCCACAAGGGUAAGAUUUAUAUCUUCAUCUACAGUAGGUACCAGGCAUAGGCGGCGCGUGAGUGUCAAGUUUGGGGAACCUAAUUUUCACCAUAGACCUUUAUAUAAUAAAGCAUUCCAUGCAUCAUCGCAUUUGCAGACUUAUGCAAGAUAGCCUACUAUUCGUAAUAAGAUUAGUAGAUUGGAUAGUCAUCGUUUAGGCUAAUAAUAUACAGUUGAAGUCAGAAGUUUACAUACACUUAGGUUGGAGUCAUUAAAACUCGUUUUUGAACCACUCCACAAAUUUCUUGUUAACAAACUAUAGUUUUGGCAAGUGGGUUAGGACAUCUACUUUGUGCAUGACACAAGUCAUUUUUCCAACAAUCACAAUUCCAGUGGGUCAGAAGGUUACACACAGUAAGUUGACUGUGCCUUUAAAAUUCCAGAAAAUGAUGUCAUGGCAUUAGAAGCUUCUGAUAGGCUAAUUGACAUCAUUUGAGUCAAUUGGAGGUGUACCUGUGGAUGUAUUUCAAGGCCUACCUUCAAACUCAGUGCAUCUUUGCUUGACAUCAUGGGAAAAUCAAAAGAAAUCAGCCAAGACCUCAGAAAUUAAAUUGUAGCCCUCCACAAGUCUGGUUAAUUCUUGGGAACAAUUUCCAAAUGCCUGAAGGUACCACGUUCAUCUGUACAAACAAAAGUACGCAAGUAUAAACACCAUGGGACCACGCAGCCGUCAUACUGUUCAGGAAGGAGACACGUUCUGUCUCCUAGAGAUGAACGUACUUUGGUGCGAAAAGUGGAAAUCAAUCCCAGAACAACAGCAAAGGACCUUGUGAAGAUGCUGGAGGAAACAGGCAUAAAGGUAUCUAUAUACACAGUAAAACGAGUCCUAUAUCGACAUAACCUGAAAGGCCACUCAGCAAGGAAGAAGCCACUGCUCCAAAACUGCCAUUAAACUCUAACUGUUUUAAAUCCCCACCAUGCUCAAAGGGUUAUUCUGUUUUUAAAAAAAAAUUUUUUUAACCCAUCUACCAAUAGGUGCCAGUCUUUGCGAGGCACUGGAAAACCUCCCUGGUUUUUGUGGUUGAAUCUGUGUUUGAAAUUCCCUGUUUGAGGGGCCUUCCAGAUCAUUCUAUAUGUGGGUUACAGAGAUGAGGUAGUCAUUCAAAAAUCAUGUUAAACACUAUUAUUGCACACAGAGUGAGUCCAUGCAAUUUAUUAUGUGACUUGUUAAGCACAUUUUUACUGCUGAACUUAUUUAGGCUUGCCAUAACAAAGGGGUUGAAUACUUAUUGACUACUUAUUGACUCAAGACAUUUCAGCUUUUCAUUGUUUAUUAAUUUUGUGCAGGCCAGUGAUAAAAUAUUCCUGCCAUCAAUACUUUCCAAGCUAUGAUACUUUUGAUGCUGAUAUUUCUGUGUGAUCUUACAAAACUAUAAAAUGUGAGAAUUGUAAUUUUUUUGUGUUGUUGUUUGUCCAUAAAAAUACAGAGUUCCCCAUGUGGAAGUUAUCUAGUGUGAUAUUGUACUGGAUGCACUGUUUACUGUAUAUCUGCUUCCUUUAUUCCUCGAUAUUAUUAAAUGAAUGAUAAUUCCAACGCAACCCAUCCUGGGUGUUUUCACCAGAUCUUAAUAAUAAUUAGAGAAAUGAAUUUGAACUCUAACUGGCUUUCGUUUGUAUGUUUUUGUGGCUUCAUGUCAUAGAAAAUGUGACGGGAGAUGGGGGCAUGCACGCACACGCAUGCGCACACACACAAAAAGUUAUCACUACUGUUUAUGCCCCCAUCUCCCGUCGCUCAUUCCCUUCUCUCUCUCUCUCUCCCUCCAACUCCAUCCUCCUUCUCUCCUCUCUCCCAAAUCCUCCUCCUCCCUUCCUCUCUCUCCUCUUUCAGACAGUGUUGGCUAUACCCUGACCCCUUCGACACACAAGUCAAACCCUGGCUCUACCUGGCCAUGUCACUCUUGGGUUUCCUAGCCAACGGCCUGACCCUGCGUGAAUUAUGGAGGUCGGGGAGGACCCCUACCGUCAUCCUGACCCUCAACAUGGUGACCUCUGACCUCUUGCUGUGCACCAGCUUACUGUUCCAAGUGGUAUACUACCUGAGGGGUCACAUCUGGUCUGGAGAGGACAGGGUGUGUAAGGCUGCCAUUCUAACCACGAUAACUGUCUUCUACAUCAACCUCUACUGUAACAUGAUGCUGCUUCUCUGGACCAGUGUGACGCGCUACGCCACCAUGGUAUGGAUGCCUACAACAACAAGUGUUCAAAGUUAAAUUGAUUGAUUUUGAAUGAGGUUGUUUUAAUUUACCUGUACAUUUUUUUAAUAAAUGUUUUUAUAAUAAGUUACUCAAUUAAUUAUUCAAUUUUGCUCUCAAAUCUUUCCCUGGUUGUAGGUGCGGCCUCGCCCCGCCCUCCUCGCGUCCCUCACUAGGCCCAGAGGAUGCUGGGUACUCUGCCUCGUCACCUGGGUAACGGUGGUGAGUGCCAGUGUGGUACUUCAGUUCAGAGGAGGAAAAGGAAGAGGAGACAGCUGCUUUGACAUGUUGGAGAAUCACCACAGAAAAGAGUUCAACAACCAACACUGCCUGGGGGUGGUGCUGUUUUUCGUGAUUCUCACCUUUAUUCUGGUCAGCUACUGGGGACUAGUGUUGCAUCUGCAGAGGAUCAGGGGGGCCAGCAACAAACACACCAGUGAAGGAGGGGUAAGGGAGGGACAGAGGGGGUGAGUUGCGGGCAGAGGGAGUGCAUGGGGGAGAACAGACGGGGUAUAGACUUGGGGGUGCGUUCAGGGGCAGGAGAAAGGCAGGGGGUGAAGGGUGGUAGCCUAAGGGUACGAAGGAAGAUCCUGGCAGCGGUUGUCAUGUUUGUGGUGUGUUUCCUUCCCUACCAUGUCCAGCGUGCAGUGACCGUGCUCUCACCACACGGGGGCGACUGUGAGAAGGUGAGAACACGACGGAAGGUGUCAAACGCAACCAUAACCAGAGCAGCGCUGAGCUGCGUUGUACAUCCCUUACUCCAUCUGGCCCUGUGCCACCUGCCCUGCUGCAGAAGACGACAAUAAGAGAUGCAUGCAUAGACACACAGACAGACAGACACACAGACACACCCACAGCUGUGGGCAACUGUAAGAGGCUGUGGACCACAACUUCUCCCUCUGCUCUCAGUACUGCCUCUCACCGAUAUAGCACAAACACAGCUGAUAAUAGUUGUCACAUCGAACAAACCACAUUAGAAUGUAACACUGAUCAUCUUUAUAAUAAAGCAUUCCAUGCAUCAUCGCAUUUGCAGACUUAUGCAAGAUAGCCUACUAUUCGUAAUAUGAUGAGUAGAUUGGACAGUCAUGGACAGUCAACCCUGCCAUACCAGAUAUUUCUUCUUUCUAUAGACCAUACCAGAUAUGUUUCUUCAUUCUAUAGACCAUACCAGAUAUGUUUCUUCAUUCUAUAGACCAUACCAGAUAUGUUUCUUCAUUCUAUAGACCAUACCAGAUAUGUUUCUUCAUUCUAUAGACCAUACCAGAUAUGUUUCUUCAUUCUAUAGACCAUACCAGAUAUGUUUCUUCAUUCUAUAGACCAUACCAGAUAUGUUUCUUCAUUCUAUAGACUAUACCAGAUAUGUUUCUUCAUUCUAUAGACCAUACCAGAUAUGUUUCUUCAUUCUAUAGACCAUACCAGAUAUGUUUCUUCAUUCUAUAGACCAUACCAGAUAUGUUUCUUCAUUCUAUAGACCAUACCAGAUAUGUUUCUUCAUUCUAUAGACCAUACCAGAUAUGUUUCUUCAUUCUAUAGACCAUACCAGAUAUGUUUCUUCAUUCUAUAGACCAUACCAGAUGUUUCUUCUUUCUAUAGACCAUACCAGAUAUUUCUUCUUUCUAUAGACCAUACCAGAUGUUUCUUCUUUCUAUAGACCAUACCAGAUGUUUCUUCUUUCUAUAGACCAUACCAGAUGUUUCUUCAUUCUAUAGACCAUACCAGAUGUUUCUUCAUUCUAUAGACCAUACCAGAUGUUUCUUCAUUCUAUAGACCAUACCAGAUGUUUCUUCAUUCUAUAGACCAUACCAGAUAGGUUUCUUCUUUCUUUGCACAGGAAAAAUGUAGCCUUUUAUAAACACAUUUCAUGCAAUUCUACUACACUUUAUAUGACUGGAGACAAUAGCAGAAUGUUUUUUAAUUAUGACAAAUUACAGGGUCGCCUACUCUGCUGACAAUGACAAACAGAUCAAUAAAAAAAACGUUGUCCAUAUAAUAGGCCUACGAGAAGGGGAGACACAAAUAGAAUAUGACGUCCAUCUAAACAGGAAGAGGAAAUGAUUGUACAAAAACUAACCUAAGUGGCAAUAACCAAUCAAUGAUCGAGUGAAUAUGCGCAGUGCGCAAUCACCCGGGAUAUUGCCGAUGCUCUCCGCUGGUGCCAAUAAAAUAGGCUAUAAUAGGUUACUGUUGUUCGCUCAUUUAAGUUGAGAUCUUUGAUAACUAAAAGACUGAUUAUAGUAUUUUCAUUGUCUUCUCUUUAUAGCAAUAACCAUUUGCUUUUCAAACUAUGUUUUACCGCGAUUGUAUUUUGAAAUAUUGUGAUAUUUCCCAACUCAAUCAUGUAUUUGGUAUUUGCUGCGCGUGCUGCUCAAAUUGCGCGCGCUGCCUUUACUUCCGACUGUAGUCAAUGCGAUUUAAAACAAUCCACAACUUAUUUUUUUGAAAUAAACUAUUGAUCCUGUGCCCAAGUCAUGCUUUAGUAGCCUUUUUUGAAUGAUUGUAUUUAUUACUGUAUAGACAGGAGUAGGCUAAUUAGGCUAUAUAAUUUUGGCAAUUUACUUUAGGGAAAGUUUAGCUUCCCCAAGCCUUAUGGAUGCACUGCCUAUGGUACCAGGGCGUCAUGCACCCGAAACAGCCUUUUCCUGCAGCCUAGAGCCAUAAUCAUUAUGCCUAAUUCUAUGUAAAUAUAUAUGUUACAUUUUCUGCAUAGGUUAUCUAAGCAUACCUUUUUACCUUUUUUAUUUAUUCAUCAAAAAAAGAAUCAAUAGGCUACAUAACUUGAUCAAAUUAAUUUACAAACAUACCUCCUGCGAGUCCUGCCCAUCACCGGCAGCUAAAAUCAAAUCAAACGUUGUUUAUGUCACUCAACACUCUCUCUCCUCCUCCACUGACGAUACUGUCUGCUGCAUGCACUAGAGCAGGGGUGUCAAACUCAUUUUAGCUCAGGGGCCACAUGGAGGAAAAUCUAUUCCCAAGUGGGCCGGACCGGAAAAAUCAUGGUAUAUAUAACUUAAAAACAACAACUUCAGAUUGUUUUCUUUGUUUUAAUACGAUCAACAUACAACAUAAAGCUGGAGCCUGAGGACAGUGUGUCCAAAAUAGUACAAGCACAACAUCACUAUUAAUCAUAAAACACGUCAAGUUUAUUUGAAAAUUCUAAAGAAAAAGAACACACAAUGCCUCAGUGAUUAACAGAACUGUUUCACAGAUCACAGAACUAUAUCAGGGUGUCAUUUCUCAGGCAGAAAUGUAGAUAAAAAUAAUGAAAUCCUGUUCCCCAAACAAGUGCAAGAACCACAGAGUCAAGAAUAGGUUAAAUAUACAAAGAAAAUAAAAUCAAUUAAAAACAAUAGCACAUCAACAUAAAAACAUAUAAACAUAAAGCUGGAGCCUGAGGACAGUGUCCAAAAGCACAACAUCACUAUUAAUCAUAAAACACCUCAAGUUAUUUGAAAGUUCUGAGGACAAAGAACACACAAACACACAAUGCCUCAGUGAUUCACAGAAGUAUAUCACAGAACUAUAUCAGGGUGUCAUUUCUCAGGCAGAAAUGUAGAUAAAAAUAAUGAAAUCUUGUUCCCCAAACAAGAGCAAGAACCACAGAGUCAAGAAUAGGUUAAAUAUACAAAUAAAAUAAAAUCAAUUAAAAACAAUAGCACAUCAACAUAAAAACAUAUAAACAUAAAUCUGAAAGCAUUGCUCAAACUCCCGUAACAGUCCAGUUAUUUUAUCUUUGAACCGCUUCAUGUCUGCCACAUGUUGGGUCGCGCACACAUUUUUCAGACAGGGGAAGUGAGCUGCAUCACCACCGGCAAGUUGCGUCUCCCACAAUGACAGCUUCAACUUGAAAGAACGUAUGCUGUCAUAAUACUGCGUGACAACUUUGUUGCGCCCUUGCAGCUGUUUGUUCAAGUUAUUCAGGUGCUCUGUAACAUCCACCAUAAAUGCAAGGUCCGGCAUCCAUUCUGCGGAAUGAAAUUCUAACACUGGUUUGCCCUUUUCUUCCAUGAACUGUUCAAUUUCUUCUCGUAAAUCAAAGAAACGCCUCAGCACAGCACCUCGGCUUAACCAUCUUACCUCAGUGUGGUAUGGCAGGCCAUAGAUGUGGUCUUUCUCUCUGAGAAGGCUGUCAAACUGACGGUGAUUCAGGCUUCUGGAUCGGAUGAAAUUAACAGUUUGGAUGACCACCUUCAUGACGUUAUCCAUCUUUAAUGACUUGCAACACAAAGCCUCCUGGUGCAAAAUACAGUGAAAAGUCAAAAAAUCACGUCCUCCAUUUGCAGAUUGCACUUUCUCUCUGAACUUUGUCACAACGCCUGCUUUUUUCCUGAUCAUUGAGGGCGCACCAUCUGUAGCCAGGCUGACAGCGCGGGACCAGUCCACUCCGACCCUGUCCAGCGCGCCGACGAGUGCGGUAAAAAUAUCAGCUGCUGUCGUUGUGUCUGUCAUCGGCACCAACUCCACGAACUCCUCAGUGACAGUCAAUGUGUCAUCAACUCCGCGGAUGAAAAAAUGGCCAGUUGUGCAACAUCUGUAAUGUCCGUGCUUUCAUCAAUUGCAACCGAAAACGCAAUAAAUGACUUUACUUUUUGCUUCAACUGGCUGUCCAAAUCCACUGAAAGAUCGGAAAUCCUGUCUGCAACUGUGUUUCUUGUCAGGCUGAUAUUUGCAAAAGCCUGCCGCUUUUCAGGGCACACAAUCUCCGCUGCCUUCAUCAUGCAUGUUUUUACAAAUUCACCCUCACUAAAUGGUUUUGAAGCCACUGCGAUUUCAUUAGCAAUGAGGUAGCUAGCUUUCACUGCAGCGUCACUGAUGUCUCGGCUGUGAGUAAACACAGACUGCUGUUUCUUCAGACCCGCCAACAGUUCAUUCACCUUCUCUCAUCUCCGCUGUCCUUGAAAGUUGUCAUAUUUGUCGGCAUGAAGACUCACAUAGUGGCGACGAAGGUUAUAUUAUUUCAGCACUGCAACAUGCUCUGAACACACCAAACAUACAGCUUUCCCAUUCAAUUCCGUGAUUAAAUAGGAUGACCAUUUUUCUUGGAACACUCUGCACUCUGCGUCCACUUUUCUCUUUUUUGACAGAGACAUAUUGGGGCAAUGAGGGUGCCAAAGCACAUAAUGUUAAAAGUAGAAGCCGUAAUAAAUAUCGCGGGCAAAACAAAGUAGCUCAUUGGCUGCACGUGCCUGACCUACUUGCUCUGCCCCGGUAUAAACAGUUUGCUUGCUUAACACAAUUGCUAUUGCGCCAUCCAGUGGACGCAAUUGGAACAGCAGUUUAUUUUAUUGAUAAAUUGCAGCGCAUUUUUAUACUUAAAAAAAAAAAAAAAAAAAAAAAUAACUUAUUUUUUUAAUUUUUUUAAAUCAUCUCGCGGGCCGGAUUAAACCCGUUUGUGGGCCUGAUCCGGCCCGCGGGCCGUACGUUUGACACCCCUGCACUAGAGUAUAUAGCAUCCUGCCUAGCAUAUCUAUGCCCCAUGGUGCACUUUGGAAGGAAACACUUACUAGGGAAAAUAGGGGGGGGGGGGGGGGGGGGGGGGGUUACUCUUUGCUUGUCCAGUCAGUGUGCCCCCUCCGCAAAAUAAAGCUGACAGAUAUUUUUAUAAAAAAUUACGAUAAAACACGGGCUUAAAAAUGAAGUUUAGUAAUUCAUUUAACAUCUGCAAAUCUUUAAAACAGGACAAAUCUGAGGGGACAUGAUGCCAAAGGUAGGUAAUUAGUACAAAUUAUGAAAUGUGUGUUUUGUUGUUUUGUUUGUGGGGUUGUUUGUUAAUAGAAAGUUUAAGUUCCCCAUGUGGAAGUUAUCUAGUGUGAUAUUGCAUUGGAUGCAUUGUUUACUGUACAGUGGCUUGCGAAAGCAUUCACCCCCUUUGCCAUUUUUCCUAUUUUGUUGCCUUACAACCUGGAAAUAAAAUAGAUUUUGGGGGGGGUUUGUAUCAUUUGAUUUACACAACAUGCCUACCACUUUGAAGAUGCUAAAUAUUUUGUUUGUGAAACAAACAAGAAAUAAGACCAAAAAACUGAACUUGAGCGUGAAUAACUAUUGAAAAACAUCCCCACAGCAUGGUGUUCUCAGGGUGAUGAGAGGUGUUGGGUUUGCGCCAGACAUAGUGUUUUCCUUGAUGGCCAAAAAGCUCAAUUUUUGUCUCAUCUGACCAGAGUACCUUCUUCCAUAUGUUUGGGGAGUCUCCCACAUGCUUUUUGGCGAACACCAAACGUGUUUGCUUAUUCUUUUCUCUAAGCAAUGGCUUUUUUUCUGGCCACUCUUCCGUAAAGCCCAGCUCUGUGAAGUGUACGGCUUAAAGUGGUCCUAUGGACAGAUACUCCAAUCUCCGCUGUGGAGCUUUGCAGCUCCUUCAGGGUUAUCUUUGGUCUCUUUGUUGCCUCUCUGAUUAAUGCCCUCCUUGCCUGGUCCGUGAGUUUUGGUGGGCGGCCCUCUCUUGGCAGGUUUGUUGUGGUGCCAUAUUCUUUCCAUUUUUUAAUAAUGGAUUUAAUGGUGCUCCGUGGGAUGUUCAAAGUUUCUGAUAUUUUUUUUAUAACCCAACCCUAAUCUGUACUUCUCCCAAACUUUGUCCCUGACCUGUUUGGAGAGCUCCUUGGUCUUCAUGUUGCCACUUGCUUGGUGGUGCCCCUUGCUUAGUGGUGUUGCAGACUCUGGGGCCUUUCAGAACAGGUGUGUAUACAUACUGAGAUCAUGUGACAGAUCAUGUGACACUUAGAUUGCACACAGGUGGACUUUAUUUAACUAAUUAUGUGACUUCUGAAGGUAAUUGGUUGCACCAGAUCAUAUUUAGGGGCUUCAUAGCAAAGGGGGUGAAUACAUAUGCACCCACCACUUUACCGUUAUUUACUUUAUAGAUUAUUUUUUUGUUGUUGAAAAAUUAGACUAUUUUGUGUAUGUCCAUUACAUGAAAUCCAAAUAAAAAUUCAUUUAAAUUACAGGUUGUAAUGCAACAAAAUAUGAAAAAUGCCAAGGGGGAUGAAUACUUUUGCAAGGCACUGUAUAUCUGCUUCCUUUAUUCCUUGAUAUUAUUAAAUGAAUGAUAAUUCCAAAGCAACCCAUCCUGGGUGUUUUCACCAGAUCUUAAUAAUAAUUAGAGAAAUUAAUUUGAACUCUAACUGGCUUUCGUUUGUAUGUUUUUGUGGCUUCGUGUCGUAGAAAAUGCGACUGGAGAUGGGGGCAUGCACGUACGCAUGCGCACACACUCAAAAAGUUAUCACUACUGUUUAUGCUCCGAUCUCCCGUCGCUCAUUCCCUUCUCUCUCUCUCUCUCCCUCCAACUCCAUCCUCCUUCUCUCCUCUCUCCCAAAUCCUCCUCCUCCCUUCCUCUCUCUCCUCUUUCAGACAGUGUUGGCUAUACCCUGACCCCUUCGACACACAAGUCAAACCCUGGCUCUACCUGGCCAUGUCACUCUUGGGUUUCCUAGCCAACGGCCUGACCCUGCGUGAAUUAUGGAGGUCGGGGAGGACCCCUACCGUCAUCCUGACCCUCAACAUGGUGACCUCUGACCUCUUGCUGUGCACCAGCUUACUGUUCCAAGUGGUAUACUACCUGAGGGGUCACAUCUGGUCUGGAGAAGACAGGGUGUGUAAGGCUGCCAUUCUAACCACGAUAACUGUCUUCUACAUCAACCUCUACUGUAACAUGAUGCUGCUUCUCUGGACCAGUGUGAUGCGCUACGCCACCGUGGUAUGGAUGCCUACAACAAGUGUUCAAACUUAAAUUGAAUGAUUUUGAAUGAGGUUGUUUUAAUUGACCGGUUAAUUUUUAAAUAAAUGUUUUUAUAAUAAGUUACUCAAUUAAUCACUCAAUUUUGCUCUCAAAUCUUUCCCUGGUUGUAGGUGCGGCCUCGCUCCGCCCUCCUUGCGCCCCUCACUAGGCCCAGAGGAUGCUGGGUACUCUGCCUCGUCACCUUGGUAACUGUGGUAACGAUGGUGAGUGCCAGUGUGGUACUUCGGUUUGGAGGAGGAAAAGGAAGAGGAGACAGCUGCUUUGACAUGUUGGAGAAUCACCACAGAGAAGUGUUAAACAACCAACACUGCCUGGGGGUGGCCCUGUUUUUUGUGAUUCUCACCUUUACUCUGGUCAGCUAUGGUGGACUAGUGUUGUAUCUGCAGAAGGUCAGGGGGUCCAAGAACACAAACACCAAUGAAGGAGGGGUAAGGGAGGGACAGAGCGUGAGUACAGGGGUGAGGGGUGGUAGCCUGAGGGUACGAAGGAAGAUCCUAGCUAUGGUUGUGGUGUUUGUGGCGUGUUUCCUGCCCUACCAUGUCCAGCGUGCAGUGACCUUGCUCUCACCACACGGUGAAGACUGUGAGAAGGUGAGAACACGAUGGAAGGCGAAGAAUGCAACCAUAACCAGAGCAGCGCUGAGCUGCAUUGUACAUCCCUUACUCCAUCUGGCCCUGCGCCACCUGCCCUGCUGCAGAAGACGACAAUAA